Molecule: messenger RNA, 1335 nt
Organism: Canariomyces notabilis
Lineage: Eukaryota; Fungi; Ascomycota; Sordariomycetes; Sordariales; Chaetomiaceae
Product: FMN-linked oxidoreductase
Exons: 2
Coding region: 1-1335 (444 amino acids)
Biological process (GO): tRNA dihydrouridine synthesis
Cellular component (GO): cytoplasm
Molecular function (GO): tRNA dihydrouridine synthase activity; flavin adenine dinucleotide binding
Source: RefSeq, a predicted model, not a curated record
AUGGCAAGCUCCCAAGAUGCUGUGGCGGCCGCGGCGCCCCGGCGAGUCCCGAUCCCUCCCCGCGGCGUCGACUACCGCAGCAAGGUGGUUCUGGCACCCAUGGUGCGCUCGGGCGAGCUGCCGUCACGCCUUUUGGCGCUGCACUACGGUGCCGACUUGGUAUGGGGCCCAGAAACAGUCGACCACUCUCUUGUCGGCGCUAUCCGGCGCAUCAACCCUCGCACCAAGCUAGUCGAGUACACCCGAAUCCCAACUCCGCACGCGCAAGCGCACCUCCCCCCACCCUCCUCAUCGCCCGACGACGACGCCUCCUCCGAAGCAGCAGACGGAAACGUAAUCUACCGACUCGAUCCAAAGCUAGCCAGGGAGAAACUGAUCUUCCAGCUGGGCACCUCAGACCCGGCUCGGGCGGUGACAGCCGCGCGCGUGGUGGCGGGGGACGUGGCGGGGAUCGACGUGAACGCGGGGUGCCCGAAGCCGUUCAGCGUGCUGGGCGGGAUGGGGGCGGCGCUGCUGCGGACGCCCGACAAGCUGGCGGGGAUCCUGGAGGCGCUGGUGCGCGACAUUGUGCCCGAGUUCGGCAUCGGCGUCAGCGUCAAGAUCCGCCUGCUCGAGACGGCCGCCGAGACCGAAGCCCUCGUGCGCCGCCUGUGCGCCACGGGCAUCACGGGCCUCACGGUGCACUGCCGCACCACGCCCAUGCGCCCGCGCGAGCGCGCCAUCCGCGGCCAGCUGCGCAUGAUCGCGGACGUGUGCCGCGAGGCCGGCGUCGCCUGCCUCAUGAACGGGGACGUCGAGUCGAGAGACCAGGCGGAGGAGCUGGUCAAGGAGUUCGGCGUCGACGGCGCCAUGAUUGCCACCGCGGCGGAGAAGAAUCCGAGCUGUUUCCGGAGCGCCAAGGAUGGGGGGUUGGCGCGUUGGGAGGAGGUGGCUGAGAAGUACGUAAGGUUCGCCAUGGAGGUGGAGAACAAGUUCAAUAAUACAAAGUACCUGCUGGCACAGAUGGUGCCGGGGAAGGCGCCCGUCUACCGGGAGCUGAUGAAGUGCCGGUCGUACACUCAAAUCGUGGAGGCGCUGGGGUACGAUGGAGGGAUGAAGCAGAGGGCAAAGGAUACGGACCGUUUGCAGAAAAUUGGCGAGUUUGAGGUUAAGCAGCAGAAGAAGGCCAAGGGACCGAAACCCCAGGUUAAGGCACAGAAUAAGCAGGAGUCGAAGAAGAGAAAGAGGGAGGAUGGGGCGGAUGAGCAAGUCCGCGCGGAGAGGAAGAGGGACGAUGAGGUGGCUCAGCAGGUUCCCGCGACAGCGGCGGUGGCUGCUGCCCCCGUGGCCGUGUAG